Molecule: messenger RNA, 982 nt
Organism: Balearica regulorum gibbericeps (East African grey crowned-crane)
Lineage: Eukaryota; Metazoa; Chordata; Aves; Gruiformes; Gruidae
Source: RefSeq, a predicted model, not a curated record
AGGAUGAAACUCAAGUCUCUCGAGCAACCCAGGGUGAACAAGAUAACUAUGAGAUGCAUGUCAGAGCUGCAAACAUUGUCCGAGCUGGUGAGUCCCUGAUGAAACUUGUGUCUGACCUGAAGCAGUUCUUGAUCCUCAAUGACUUCCCCUCUGUAAAUGAAGCCAUCAACCAGCGCAACCAGCAGCUGAGAAGCUUGCAGGAGGAAUGUGACAAGAAGUUGAUUGCACUACGGGAUGAGAUCUCCAUUGACCUGUACGAGCUAGAAGAAGAAUAUUACUCUUCCAGCUACAGUCUGUGUGACAGCAAUGAUCUUCCACUGUGCGAAGCCUACUGGAGACAAGACUUUGCCACGCUGUCCCCUGAAAGCCUCUCCAUGCCUCUGACAGCUGCCACAGCAGAGCAGAGCAUUGCUACCUCGCAGAGCUCAACCCCAUCGCACCCUCAUGUGAACGGGCACGGGGCAGGCCCCACGGAGCACUCCUGAAGAGGAUCCUCUGCUGCCGAACAUGUUCCUCCUGGUGGCACUGUGCUGCUGGAAGUCUUCCACCUGCUGUACUGAACAAGCGUCUCCCACUGUCAGGAGAAGGCACUGGAGCUGUAUUUGCAGGUUUCUGCUCACUGGGUGGCCACGGUGCUUUCUCCACCCCUGAGACAUUGCCAUGAGUGUUUCUCUCCCUUAAGAGAUAGUGAUAAGUAAAUACAAAGUUGAUUGUUCUAGCUAAUUAGAGUUAGGUUUGCUUUUACAUGAUAGUUACAUGUAGAGUCUAUUAGAAAUCUAGUCUGUUCCCAUGUGAAUCUCACCAAGUACAUGCUGGAGUGUUGGGAGUUGACUUUUUUUGGGAUAAACUUGAGCCAAAUGUGGGGGCAAUGAGUGUUUGGGGGAGUUUACCUCCUUCCCAAGGUUACUGACGUUCUGCCUGCUUUAAAGCAAUCUCAGGAUGGCAUCUGACAACCUCCACUCUACUAACUAGAGUAAGAAUC